AGUAUUUUACCGCUAGCCGCAUGUACAUUUUUAUGUCAUCAGGCGGUCCAAAUCCAAUUGGAUUUUCCGAAACGAAACAAAACAGGGUCAACAAAACGCCGGCGCUUUAACGUUCAUCAAUUAAAGGGCGUUUCAAAACUCCAGCCAACCCGCCUGCUCAGUUCCGUUUGCCCAGGAAAGAACAGGAUCAGGAUGUCGACGCGUCGCCAGGCAAUCACAUUAUACAGAAAUCUCCUGCGCGAAUCAGAGAAGCUGCCCUCCUAUAACUUCAGGAUGUAUGCUGCCCGCAAGAUAAGGGAUACAUUCCGCGCCAACAGGGGCAUCCGGGAUUUCGGGGAGAUCGACCGGCAGAUGGUCGCCGGCCAGCAGAAUCUGGAGUUGAUACGUCGCCAGGUGAUUGUCGGACACCUGUACAGCGCCGACAAGCUGGUCAUAGAGAACAAGAAGACCCUGAAGCCUUCGGAUGACUGAGGAUAACACGAGUGGCAGCUGAAACGAGUAUAAUAGCAGGGAAGGAGCAGGAGGAGCUGAAUGAGCAGGAGCAGAAGGCGUCUCUACAUAAAGGCACUACUCGAAAGGCUCGACCCACACACAACACCACAACACACAAUUGAACUUUGCAUCCAUCAAACCAGGGAACCGAAAUCAUUUGCUAGCAAAAAAACACCAAUUUAAUGUUAUGUUUAAACAACAAAUAUGAAAUUAUAUAUACAUACACAUAUA
This is a messenger RNA of Drosophila elegans, 723 nucleotides long. It is a transcript of the gene bcn92, whose product is annotated as protein bcn92. Bases 193 to 471 code for a protein of 92 amino acids. Gene Ontology annotation, cellular component: mitochondrion; L-cysteine desulfurase complex. NCBI's taxonomy places the organism in Eukaryota, Metazoa, Arthropoda, Insecta, Diptera, Drosophilidae. Gene Ontology annotation, biological process: iron-sulfur cluster assembly. The transcript has 3 exons. The record is from RefSeq and is a predicted model, not a curated record.